AUGGCUCCUGCUGGCGUGGCCCUGAAGGCCACAGUCCUGUGCCUCCUGGCCUGGGCUGGCCUGGCCACUGGAGACCGGGUGUACGUACACCCCUUCCACCUCCUCUUCUACCCGAAGAGCACCUGCAUCCAGCUGGAGAAACCCGACCUGGAGACACCCAAAGAGCCGACCUUCACGCCUGUGCCGAUUCAGGCCAAGUCAGCCCCAGUGGACGAGGAGGCCCUGCGUGCCCAGCUGGUGCUGGUGGCCGAGAAACUGGAGGCUGAAGACAGACUGAGGGCCACAGAGGUGGGGAUGAUGGCCAACUUCAUGGGCUUCCGCAUGUACAAGAUGCUGAGUGAGGCGUGGGUCGCCGCCGGUGCAGCUGUCCUCUCCCCAACGGCUCUCUUUGGCACGCUGGCCUCCUUCUACCUGGGAGCCCUGGACCCCACGGCCAGACAGCUACAGUCAUUCCUGGGUGCACCUGGGGAAGACCAGGGCUGUACCUCCCGGCUGGAUGGGCAUAGGGUCCUCUCUGCCCUGCAGGCCACCCAGGGCCUUCUGGUGGCCCAGGGUGAGGCCGGCGGCCGGGCCCCACUGCUGCUGUCCACAGUGGUGGGCCUGUUCACAGCCCCUGGUCUGCGCUUGAAACAGUCCUUUGUGCAGGGCCUGGCCACCUUUGCCCCCGUGGUCCUCCCGCGCUCUCUGGACUUGUCCUCAGACCCAGAGCUCGCUGCUGAGAAGAUUGGCAGGUUUUUGCAGGCUGUGACAGGGUGGACAACAGGCAGGCCUCUGUCAGGGGCCCGAGCAGAUAGCACUCUGCUUUUCAGCACCUCUGUCCACUUCCACGGGAAGAUGAAGGGCUUCUCGCUGCUGCCCGGGUCCCAGGAGUUCUGGGUGGACAACAGCACCUCAGUGUCCGUCCCCAUGCUCUCGGGCACUGGUACCUUUCAGCACUGGGCUGACGUGCAGAACAACUUCUCCGUGACCCGCGUGCCCCUGGGCGAAAGCUCAUGCCUGCUGCUGAUCCAGCCGCACUGUGCCUCUGAUCUGGACAGGGUCUCAGCCCUUGUCUUCCACCAUGACUUCCUGGCCCGGAUGAAGAACCUGUCUCCCCGGGCCAUCCACCUGACCAUGCCCCAGCUGGAGUUGCGAGGCUCCUACGACCUGCAGGACUUGCUGGCUCGGGCCAAGCUGCCCACCCUGCUGGGCGCAGAGGCGAACCUGGGCAAGAUCAGUGAUGGCGACCUCAGAGUGGGAGAGGUGGUGAACAGCCUUCUUUUUGAACUCAAAGCGGAUGAGGAAGAGCAGCCUGCAGAGUCUGCCCAGCAGCCCAGCAUGUCUGAGGCCCUGGAGGUGACGCUGAGCAGCCCGUUCCUGUUCGCCAUCUACGAGAAGGACUCGGGUGCCCUGCACUUCCUGGGCCGUGUGGACAACCCCCUGAAUGUAGUGUGA
This is a messenger RNA of Marmota flaviventris (yellow-bellied marmot), 1434 nucleotides long. RefSeq names its product angiotensinogen (gene Agt). NCBI's taxonomy places the organism in Eukaryota, Metazoa, Chordata, Mammalia, Rodentia, Sciuridae. The record is from RefSeq and is a predicted model, not a curated record. Gene Ontology annotation, molecular function: serine-type endopeptidase inhibitor activity. Gene Ontology annotation, biological process: regulation of apoptotic process; regulation of systemic arterial blood pressure by renin-angiotensin.